UGUUUGUUUGUUUGUUUCUUACAUUGUACUGGCCUCAACAACCUCCUCUGCUCUCUCACACUUCAACAGUCGAUCUGAGUGGGUGAAUUGAUCAAGAUUGAUUUGAUUACUACUUUUAUUGUUCCGUCGUCUCUCUCUCUCUCUCUCUCUCUCUCUCUCUACAGUCAAGCGAUCGAGAUUAAUUACUGAAAACAACACGAAUCACCACGCAGACACGAAGAUAUCCCACGAAUCCAUCGAUCCGGCCACCUCCCACAAUGAUAGUCGCGUCUAUCGCCCCUGUCCUAUCUGCAUUGAAGACACUUCUCCAGUAUCUGCUCACUGCAGAGGUGAUACCUCUGUUCGAGGUUAAGGUUCAGGUUGCUGCCCUCAGGAGACAAUUCGAGGACCUCCGCAGCUCCCUGUCGCGAGCUGUACUUGAAGGACAGAACAAGCCCGUGGUCUCAAAAGCUAUGCGCGUUCUCUACGACUGCGAAGACAUUAUUGAUACUUACAAGGUCAGAAGAAGGUUGAGGAAUCCGUUGCUCAGGCUGAAGAUACUGCAUGAGGUCGCGAACCGAAUCGCGGAAAUUCGCCCCAUGCUUGCCGAAGCUGCUCAAGCGUGCAGCGUGCCGCCUCAAUCAUCCCCCAGUCUUCCAUCAUCCUCCAGUCCACCUCCAUCGUUCCCUGAUAUUCUUCCGAACGUUUGUAUCGGGAGAGAAGACAGCGUGGAAGAGAUCGUGCGCGCUCUCCUGGAGAAGCCGUCCUCCGCGUCCAGUCAUGUGGUUUCCAUCUUUGGGAUCGCUGGGCUCGGGAAGACCACUCUGGCCAAGAGAGUCCUCUCUCACCCUCAAGUGCGUUCUGGAUUUCAAAGAUUUGCCUGGGCCUGCAUGUCCCGCGGAACAACCACCCGAGACUUAGCUGCAGAGAUUUUGUGCAGUGUCUCCCCAGACCUGACAGCCGAGGAAGUCCACGGGAUGGAGGAGAAGGUUAUAAUCGAUAGGCUGCGCGAGGUCCAGCUGAACACGAGGUGCCUUGUGGUUCUGGUUGAUCUCCGGAGUGAAGCAGACUGGGACCGGAUAAGCCGUGCAUUCCCUUUGCGUGAAGGACCGAGUAGGUUGCUAGUAACCACCCGGAAUAGGACAUUAUCCCUGCACAUAGACCCAAUCAGGCUCCACGAUCACUGGCUCCGUUUCUUGUACGAGGAGGAGAGCUUCGACCUCCUGAUGCGGAUAAUCAACCGUCCCGAAACGGAAGGCCUGGACACGGGCAUGGAGGAUUCAGCAAGAAAAUUGCUCAAGCUCUGUGGAGGAUUACCCUUAGCUAUCUCCACUAUCGGUGGCAUUCUAUCUAGGAGAAGCACCCUAACUGAUUGGGAGGAUGUCCGGAAGAACAUUGGCCAAACCCUGAGGCAUUUGAACGAAGGCCGGACGUUAUGCAAGGUGGUGCUAGAUCAAUGCUAUGAUGAGCUGGACCCUAAGCUAAAGCCCCUCUUGCUCUAUCUUGGCCUCUUUCCUCAAGGAGCCGAAAUCACUGGAAAACAGCUCUUCCACUUGUGGACGACAGAAAAGUUCUACUUGCCUCACAAAAAGUUGCCUAAUGAGGGCAAAUUAGAUUCAACUUUAAAGUUAAAACCUCUGGUCGACUCGGGUAUCGUUCAGGUAGAAGAGGAUAAGCCGACCAAACGGAUCAAGAGUUACCGCCUUAAUAAUUUCAUCAGAGAAUUAUGCAUCUUAAAGGCACGCGAGGAGGAUCUCUUGCAUGUUCUCGACCUACGGAGCAGCAAGGAGCCAGUAAAGGUAAUUGCUUCUUCGGGAUUGAAAGAUUGCAGCAAAAUCCAGAGGCUAUCUGUGCUUCUAGGCAGAGAUGCUAAACGAGACUCCUGUCUCGGAAACAUACUUAAGGCAAAGAGAGCUCUCGACCUGCGAACUCUUUUCUUGUUCGAAGAGAAACCGUGUGAAGGAAGGAACUGGAAGCAGAUGGGUAAAUUGUUCAAGAAAUGCAAGCAUCUGAGGGUCCUAAUGAUUGAAGGGUUAGAGUCAGUGGAGGGGUCUGUUCCGGGAUCAAUAGGAGAUCUUUUCCAAUUGAGGUACCUCAGCUUUAAGAACACUCAAGUCGAAUGCCUACCCCAGUCAUUGCGCAACCUCGUAAGUGUCAAGACCUUGGAUCUACGGGUGAGAUGUACCCCCACAUCUCCAGCAGUCAUCCUCCCUGAUGUCCUGCAGAAAAUGAAACGGCUAAAACAUCUUUACCUCCCUCGCCAUUUCACCACCACUGAUGACAAGAGGAAGCUGAGAUUCUACCACCUGAAGAAUCUUCGGAACCUGAAAAACUUCACUUCAUCAAAGUGCAAAGAGAGUGACUUAGCUGAACUGACCUCUCUCCGAAAACUCACUGUGAUUUGCUCUGUGGAAGAACUUGAUUGGUUUUCGAGCUUUGCAAGAGAUCGUAAGAUUACAUUCAAGCACAUCCCUUCUCAUUGAACACUUCUGUCUAGAUGUAGAUGGAGUGUACUUGGUGUAAAUACAUCCUUGUUUUUAUCAAGCCAUUGUAAUCGCCGCACCAUGUAAGUGCCGAUUUACUCCUUGGAAUUUUGUACACGAAUCUGCCAUCUGUUGUUCCAAUUUAUUGGCCGGAAUAAUUCCU
Messenger RNA from Punica granatum (pomegranate), 2625 nucleotides. Lineage: Eukaryota; Viridiplantae; Streptophyta; Magnoliopsida; Myrtales; Lythraceae. The record is from RefSeq and is a predicted model, not a curated record.